UUUCCUUAAAGUUCAACUUUAACGAAUAAUUUAAAAGAUCUGUGCUGUAAUCAUUUUAAAACGUGAUAAUUGGUUUUGAAUAGGACACCAUAAAAUAUUUGAAAGAAAAUUUUUCAAUAUAUUGCAAAUAUGAUGGCUGAUCCUGGAAGUGCAAGUGAAAGUGAUUCCAGUUCAAUUGAUGGUGGGCCUAUCAUGAUGCCACCCUCCCCAGUAACUAGGGAACAACUACAAAAGAGGAUUGAGUCCCUUCAGCAACAGAACAGAGUUUUAAAAGUUGAAGUAGAAACAUAUAAGUUAAAAGUAAAAGCUCUAGAGGAGCAAAAUCGCAAUCUUCGUCAGGCCUCUGUAAUAAUUCAAGCCAAGGCUGAACAAGAAGAAGAGUUUAUAAGCAAUACUCUAUUGAAGAAAAUUCAAGCUUUGAAGAAAGAGAAAGAAACCCUAGCUCAUCACUAUGAACAGGAAGAAGAAUGCCUUACAAAUGAUUUGUCUCGUAAACUGACUCAGCUACGACAAGAGAAGUGUCGGUUGGAACAGACGCUUGAGCAGGAACAAGAAUGUCUCGUUAACAAAUUGAUGCGAAAAAUCGAGAAGUUAGAAGCAGAAACGUUAGCGAAACAAACAAAUUUGGAACAAUUGAGGAGGGAGAAGGUGGAAUUGGAAAACACUUUAGAACAGGAACAAGAAGCAUUAGUUAACAAAUUGUGGAAACGUAUGGAUAAGUUGGAAACUGAGAAAAGGCUUUUACAAAUCAAACUGGACCAACCAGUCUCGGAUCCUGCGUCACCCAGAGAUAUCAGCAACGGAGACGCAGCCAGCAAUCUGAGUGCUCACAUACAGAACCUUCGCGGGGAAGUGACGAGGCUGCGCAGCCAACUAGCCAAUGCUCAACAAGAACAUACGGAGAAAAUGGAGAAAUUUGUCAAGGAGGAAAGAUGCAUCAAAGAAGAGAACCUUCGACUGCAGAGGAAGCUGCAGAUGGAAGUGGAGCGAAGAGAAGCGUUGUGUCGGCACUUGUCUGAAUCAGAGAGCAGCUUAGAAAUGGAAGAAGAGAGGCACUACAACGAGAUAGCGUCCGUUCGCUCCAGAGCAGUCUCCAGUCCGAUCCCAUACAACCCUUCACCCAGUGUGUCCAGGCCACUUAGUCCGGGAGCUGGUCUGUCUGCUCUGGGUGGUCCGGUUCCUAGUACCCGUGACAGUCUGGGUGCUGUUGUGGGUGUUCCACCCGUAGUACCAAGGUGUUACGCAUGUGGUCUGGGCACAACUCAUUCUGUGCCGCCUAUCAGCCACACCUCUCCUCCUGCUCCUCCUCAUGGGGUCCACCACUUGAGGCCAGGACAGCGGCCCUCUGAACGGUUUAUCAAGCCAGCAAUUCCCCCCUCCCCUUACUCCCCUCAGGGCCCUACUUCCCCCUCCCCUGCCAGCCCCAUGGACACAUCCAGGUCUUAGUCUGCAGCAAUCCACCGACUCGUUAUUCAUUGUGAUAGAUUAACAUGUGCAAGAUUUUUCUGGAAUAUCGCCCUCAAAAGUGGCAGUCAUUCCGCCGAUACUCGUAAUUCAUCAUUGUAAUGUGUAUUUGGACUUAAACAAAUUUCCAAUGAUAUUUAGAUUUAUUCUAGCACCACAUCCUGUCAAUUUGUGCUUUCUGAGUGCACACCGAACUAUGUGUGUCAUAUGUGUGGUUUAUGCGUUGUUUCCCGAGAUAUGAAUUACUAGAUUGUUACGGUUAAAGCGACAGUGAAUGACCGUUAAAGCUUAAGUUACUUACUAUCAAGUAAAUUACCGUAAACUUGUCACACAGUCAAAUUCUGGUUGUUUGUACGAGACACUAUACACUAUAAAGGUAAGCUUGAAGAUGAACUGGUUGAAACACUUAGUUUUGUUUGUGUUACAAAAAGAUGAUUGACACUUUCUUUUUUAAUCAUUAAGCCUUUAUAUGAUGUUUUUUAUACAACACGGUCAUUCACUGGUGCACUCACCCUAUAUUGUAUGUGUAAUGUUGGUAAGAUUGAUACAUUUUUGGUAUUGAAUUUAAGAUUUAUUUCACAUCACGGGGUCAUCUUUUGCUGAUUUAUUCCAGUUAUAAUCAACUGAUAGAAUUUCAAUGUUGAAUCACGCUUUUUGCAGCUUUAGGCCAUAUAGUCAAUGCUGUUAUAUUCCAUAAGCUUAUUUUGUAAUAGUUGUAAAUAGGUUUUCUUUGAUACAUUAAUUAUUCGAUUUAUAAACCAUUAUUUUUAAGUUAAGGUAGCUUGCUUAGUUAAGUUUGUGGGCAAUAGGUUUCGAGGUAGUGCAUAUAAUCGUUUUGAUUUUAGUAUAAAACCAAGACCUGUGAUCCGUUUGUGGGAUUGAUGUGAUGAAAACCUUGUAAAAUGUUACCACUGCAUGUAACGUUUUUAACAAUGAAUACAUCUAUCUACUUAAUAUUCCAGUAAUGAACUUGUUCAUAAGACAUUUUGAAUUUCUAUCUUUGAAAAGGUCUCAUAAUUUUUUGUCUUCAAUAAAGGAUGUAGUUUUGGUCCUUCAAGUGUCCACGUCUAGGUAAAACAAUUUGAAAAACUACUAAAGCAAUAAUCAAAAUAUCAAGCAGUAAACAUUUUACUAGGUUUUAUAUUUUUGUAAAAAAGUAAUAGUUUGUGUGAUCAUAAAAACUGUUUAUUUUUUAUAAACAAAUGUUAGAUCGCUAGGCAAACACCAGCAUAUAGGUGCCUUGGCAGGAUAGUGAUCCUUAUUAAUCCUCGUGGACUGUCAAUGUUCACUAGCGGAAGAUAUAUCAGUUACAAUUUGAAUAACAGCUUUAAUCAACUAAUCAUUGUAUAACAAACUGUUUCCAACAGGCUAAGCUAUAUCAAACAAAGGCAUUGUUAUGAAGCAGCUUGACUGUUUAAUUUUAGCUCUAGACAUUUAUAACUUUUGUUGUGUUGAAAUUUUGUUAUUUAGGAAUUGUUACUGAAGUUCAUCUUUUCCCUAGGAUUUAAUUUCCAAUAUAACAAUUGAGUCUGA
Messenger RNA from Macrosteles quadrilineatus (aster leafhopper), 2997 nucleotides. Its product is annotated as coiled-coil domain-containing protein 6. NCBI's taxonomy places the organism in Eukaryota, Metazoa, Arthropoda, Insecta, Hemiptera, Cicadellidae. The transcript is spliced from 10 exons. The record is from RefSeq and is a predicted model, not a curated record. The coding region runs from base 130 to 1446 and encodes 438 amino acids.